AUGGGUCCUGGGGGCAGACAGAGCCCCUUGUCCCUGCUGAUCCCCGCCCGAGGGUCUUGCCUCUUCCUCCUCUUGUGCCUGCGCCUGGGCGCCUCCUGCCCGCAGACCUGCCAGUGCCCUGAGCACGCUGGGGCCGUGGCUGUCCACUGCAGUGCACGGGGCCUGCAGGAGAUCCCCAAGGACAUCCCCGCUGAGGCCGUGCUGCUGAAGCUGGAUGCCAACAGAAUCUCCCGCAUCCCCAAUGGAGCCUUCCAGCACCUGAACCAGUUGAGAGAGCUGGACCUGUCUCAAAACGCCAUUGAGACCAUCGGCCCUGCAGCCUUCUCAGGUCUGGCCGGGGGCUUGCGGCUGCUGGACCUGUCCCACAAUCACAUCCGAAGGGUUCCGAAGGACGCCCUGGGCAAACUGAGUGCCAAGAUCCGCCUGUCUCACAACCCCCUGCACUGUGAGUGUGACCUACAGGAGGCCCUGUGGGAGCUGAAGCUGGACCCCGAUUCAGUGGAUGAGAUGGCCUGCCACACUGCAGUGCAGGAGGAGCUGGUGGGAAAGCCGCUGAUCCAGGCUCUGGACUCCGGUGUCAGCUUCUGCAGCGUCCAGCACAAGACCACUGAUGUGGCCAUGCUGGUCACCAUGUUCGGCUGGUUCGCCAUGGUCAUCACCUAUGUUGUUUACUAUGUGCGCCACAACCAGGAGGACGCCAGGAGGCACCUGGAGUACCUGAAGUCCCUUCCCAGCACCCCCAUCUCCAAAGACCCCCUCAGCCCGGCGCCCUAGCACCCAGCUGCAGCAGCCCCCAGCCUGCGGUGGCAAGUGGUGACUGACUUGUGCUUUUGAUAUCCCCCAGCAAGGGGGUGAUCACAGCCACUGUGCACUUUAGUCUUAAGAGAACUUUCAUGUAGCGCAUGUAGUCAUCCUUCAGGUCAGGUAACUUCGACAUCAGGCCCCUUUGACAGGUGAGGAAACUGAGGCUUAGAGAAGUGGUGUGACUUUCUCAUGACAACACAAUCAGGAAAUGUCCCAGUUGGCACUUAAAACCCAGACCAUCUACCAUGAUGUUCUGUGUUCCUUCCGUUCCACAGGCCACUCCGUGUGGUGACCGCAGGUGGAUAUGCAUUCAGAGGACGAAGGGUCUGUAAGUAGGAGAGUCCAGAUGAGGAGGUCUGCAUGCAUACUCAUCUGUUAAGGUGCCGCCAAUUCCUGUGGAGGAGCUGGUCUGCUGUUGUUUAACUAGAUCUUCCAGAGUACUUUUGGACACAGAUGCAUUUGACUUCUUUCCAGAGCAGAGGAACAGAGAUCAGGGUUUUCCAGAGAGAUAAAUGGAAUGUGUAGCUCACACUAACCUUUCAACACCCUGUUUAUUCUCAGAAUGUUUGUUUAGAGUAACCCUCGUGCCAAAAUGUCAGUCCAUGGAGAGGGAGAAAAAAACAUUGGAGAAACCUGAGACAGGUCCAGUGUGGACCCUCAAGGUGGUGUCAGUGGCACUGGGCUUCCUGCCACUUGGCCUGGGCCUGGUCAGCGGAAGGCCCUUGACGGUCACUACCGUGCCUUGCUUUUCUACUCUCUGAACAUCGAGGACAGUCUCUUCCAAAGGGCAGGAGGACUGAUGUGUGAUAUUUGAAGGCCAGUGAGUGGGUGCUUCCUUUUCUCCAGCGACAGGAGCUCUCCACCUUCGCUGCUGGGAAUCUCAGAGCUGAUUUAGCGCUCGGUUUUCUUACCUAUAUUACUUCACCUUCAGGUUAUCUUCAGAUGUUAUCUCCACCUAUGAGACCCUAAUUUCUAAUUUUAUUCUUUACUAUCUUUUUGUAUGAGUGUUUAUAUUUUAAACUACUCGGAAUAUUUCAUGGGGGGGGGGAUAAGUGUAAAUUGUUAAUGGACUUAAAGUGCAAAAUAGAAAUGCCUCAUCCAGUAGAUGCCUGAAAA
Messenger RNA from Galeopterus variegatus (Sunda flying lemur), 1920 nucleotides. RefSeq names its product leucine rich repeat containing 3 (gene LRRC3). Lineage: Eukaryota; Metazoa; Chordata; Mammalia; Dermoptera; Cynocephalidae. The record is from RefSeq and is a predicted model, not a curated record. The transcript has a single exon. Gene Ontology annotation, molecular function: protein binding. Bases 1 to 774 code for a protein of 257 amino acids.